This is a messenger RNA of Trypanosoma conorhini, 426 nucleotides long. RefSeq lists its product as uncharacterized. The record is from RefSeq and is a predicted model, not a curated record. The transcript has a single exon. The coding region runs from base 1 to 426 and encodes 141 amino acids. NCBI's taxonomy places the organism in Eukaryota, Euglenozoa, Kinetoplastea, Trypanosomatida, Trypanosomatidae.
AUGCCAAGCGUGGCAGACUCACAGAGAAGAUGCAGCAGCUGUUGGAACAGCAGGAUCAGCUGCGCGGCGAUGGCGCAACGCAACGCGCAGAACUGGACGCUCGUGCCACGGAGCUGCAUCGGCUUCCUCUGGCGCCUUUCUAGGGAAAAGGGACGGGUGCCGGGGGAGUGCAAUCGGCUCUCAAGGGAAUGUAGUGCGUUGAGUGAAGGAAAUGGGACCCUGACGGGAGAGCUCCUCAUGUGGCACAAUGCGAUUCAUGGGAACAUGCCCAAAUCGCGUCCGUCGGAACGUGGGAAUCAAGUAUUUGCAGUGUCCUCCUCCGGCAGACGGAUCCCGCUCAUUUGUUGUUGUUGCUGCUGCUUUCCGGCACUCUACUCUUCCUGCGGGGAGAGGCAUCCGGCCAGUCAAUUUCGUCAGGCAUUUUGA